Molecule: messenger RNA, 2787 nt
Organism: Chiloscyllium plagiosum (whitespotted bambooshark)
Lineage: Eukaryota; Metazoa; Chordata; Chondrichthyes; Orectolobiformes; Hemiscylliidae
Gene: dntt
Product: deoxynucleotidyltransferase, terminal
Biological process (GO): double-strand break repair via nonhomologous end joining
Cellular component (GO): nucleus
Molecular function (GO): DNA binding; DNA-directed DNA polymerase activity; DNA nucleotidylexotransferase activity
Source: RefSeq, a predicted model, not a curated record
AAUUAUUUUUAAAAAGUCAGUUGCAGCUGUCUUGGAUCAUUGCUGACAAUUAAAUUGCAAAAUUAUCCCCAUUUUGUUUUGCAGUUCUAGCAAAACACAGUAACACCUUAAUAGAAGCAUGACCUGAGUAGGGAGUGUAGACUUCAGGGCAGCUAUCCUUCGUGGUUAUGAUGCUUCAGCUACUUUCACUCCAUGAUUCAGUCACGCAUAUUGUGACAGAGAAUAAUUCUUGGAAUGAAAUUUGGGACUGGAUUCAAAACCUGAAGCUGUCAAAUGCAGACAAGCUUAAGAUGCUCAAUAUCUCCUGGUUCACAGACAGCAUGGCUGCUGGAAAGCCUGUGGAGAUAGAGGAACGGCAUAAGCUUCAGGUGCAGAAGAUGAUUCAAUCAAAUUUGCCAUUACCUGCACCGGUGGUAACUAUUUCCCAGUAUGCAUGUCAGAGGAGAUCAACCCUCAAUAAUAGAAACAAAAUAUUUACGGAUGCACUGGACAUUUUGGCAGAAAAUUUUGAGUUUAAUGAAAAUGAUGGCGCCUAUGUUGCAUUUUCAAGAGCAACUUCCUUGUUAAAGUCCCUUCCAUUCACAAUAAGCAAAAUGACAAACUUGGAGGGACUACCCUGUUUUGGAGACCAGACAAGAGCCAUAAUUGAGGAAAUACUGGAAGAUGGAGUUAGCUCGAAGGUUGAGAAUUUGCAAUGUGAUGAGAAGUACAAAGCAAGAAAGCUAUUCACCAGUGUCUUUGGUGUGGGAUUGAAGACUGCCGAUAAAUGGUACGUACAAGGAUUUCGUACAUUAGAGGAAGUAAAAACAUCCAAGGAUUUGAAAUUUACCAAAAUGCAGAAGGCAGGUUUUUUGUACUACGAAGACAUCAAUAAUGCUGUAACAAGAUCAGAGGCAGAAGCUGUAGCUCAAAUUAUAGAAACCACCAUCCAUAACUACAGACCUGAUGUCAAUGUGACUUUAACUGGAGGGUUUAGAAGAGGUAAAGAGAUUGGCCAUGAUGUGGACUUUUUGAUAAGCUGCCCAGAAAACUUGGAUGAAAACUUUCUUUGUAAGAUAAUCAAUAAGCUGGACAUUCAGGGUCUGCUUCUGUACUACGAUAUUAUGGAGGCCACGUUGGAAAAGAGAACAUUCCCCAGCAAAAAAUAUGAUGCCAUGGAUCAUUUUCAAAAAUGCUUCCUUAUCCUAAAACUGAACAAAGCGCUUGUGAAGAACCGAGUCCUCGAGGUGUCUUCUGUGCCUGCAGUGAGGCCAAUCGAUAAUGGGACAGAACCUGAAGUCAAAAUUCAGAUCAAAGAUUGGAAGGCUAUCCGUGUGGAUCUGGUUGUGGUGCCUGCUCAGCAAUUUGCCUUUGCACUCUUGGGAUGGACUGGAUCAAGACAGUUUGAACGUGACUUAAGAAGAUACACCAAUUAUGAGAAAAACAUGAUGCUGGACAACCAUGGUCUAUAUGACAAAGUGAAGAAUGUAUUUCUGAAUGCUAAGACAGAAGAAGAAAUCUUUGCUCACCUGGAUUUGGAAUACAUUGAGCCAUGGGAAAGAAAUGCAUAAGCUUCCAAAUAUAAAUUGUAUCUUCAUUAUAUGUUUUGGCAGAGGAAAAGGGAGUGUUCAUGUAAAAUUUUACUUUUGUUUUAAAAGCACACUUACAUAGAAUUGCAACAUAAGUUUUCUUCACUGAGAUUGGCAAGUAUUAUACAGAUUUUCACCAGUAGUGAAAUGACAUUACAUAAACUGUAAAUGGAACUAUUUUGGGAAAGGGAUUUUAAUUUACUUAGUUCUUCAUAUUGUACUGUGAAACUGAUUAAGACUUUGGAAUAUAUGAACAGGCGUUAAUCAAUUAGUCCCUCCAAUUAAUUCUAUCAUUCAUUUGGAACAUGACUGAUCACUACACGAUUUAUCCAUCUGUGAUUCAUUUUCCUUCUUAUGCUUGCUUAAUAAUAAGCUAUUGAUCUCAGACUUGAAGAUUUCAGUUAACCCAAUUUUCAUAGUCUUUUGGGAGAGCAGGUUUCACAUGUCCAUUUGGAAAUCUCAAAUUACAUAUUAAAUAAUAAUGUAUUAUUGUCUCCCAUUAUAACCAGUUCUCCUAAAAUCGGUGUCUAAAAUCCCAAUAUGUUUAUUUUUCUCUGUUAUAUGCCAAAUAUUGUAAAUGUGAUGGAAUUUACACAAAGUGCACUUUUAUAGGUGACCACAGAUCUAUUACGAAUGUUCCAUAUGUUGUCUUUGAAUUUGUUUUAAACCUCAGUAUUAUGGUACAGUAUUUUAUGAAAGAAAUGAUGUAGGACAAAAUUUACAGUUUAAAAGCACUAUUAUUUUUGAAUAUGUGGCCACAACGUUUGGAAAUUAAGUCAGCACUGGACAGAUACAUUGGAUUUCUGCUCGAAUACUAAAACUGAAACUGAAACAACAAUCUAAAUGUAUAACUUUUAAAUAGUUGAAAAGGUAUGAAUUUUGGUGGAAAAGCUAUAAGACUGACACAAAGCACGGAAUCUUAAAAGGUCCUGAAUGAUAUUGGCGAAUUUUAAAAGAAUUGCACAAGAAGUCCAGCAAGGCCAUUCCCAUGGGUGGGGGUCAACAAGUUCCACUUUCUAACAGCAUUCUGAGCAUUGCAAUAAGAUUCUCAGAAGGGAGUGGAGAGGUGCCUAUUAAGGUGGAUUAUCACUUAUUCUUACCCUCAUCAUCACCAAUUCUCACCCAUUAAUAUGCACGUUCCCAUUCUAUCUCUGUUGACUGUCUGUGUGGUGUUUGCACAUUCUCUCAGUGUCUGUAUGGAUUUCCAUUGGAUGCUCCA